Messenger RNA from Odobenus rosmarus divergens (Pacific walrus), 1378 nucleotides. RefSeq names its product ribosomal RNA processing 36 homolog (S. cerevisiae) (gene RRP36). Gene Ontology annotation, cellular component: 90S preribosome; nucleolus. The record is from RefSeq and is a predicted model, not a curated record. The transcript is spliced from 7 exons. Gene Ontology annotation, biological process: maturation of SSU-rRNA from tricistronic rRNA transcript (SSU-rRNA, 5.8S rRNA, LSU-rRNA). The coding region runs from base 40 to 780 and encodes 246 amino acids. Lineage: Eukaryota; Metazoa; Chordata; Mammalia; Carnivora; Odobenidae.
GAAGUAGUGCCUUUCGGUGCCGCGGCGUCCCACGAGCCGAUGCCGAGAGAGAGUUCCCGCGCCGCGGCGGCCGCCGGGUCUCCCCGCGGGACCCGGAGCGGCGGAGAGGACGCCGGGGGCCUGCGGCAGGACACAUCUAACAUGUCGUUUGAGGAGCUGUUGGAAUUGCAGAGCCAAGUGGAGACUAAGACAUACAAACAGUUGGCAGCUGGAAACAGUUCUAAGAAGCAAGGUUCUAGACCACGUGUCCAAAAUGCAUGUGCUGCAGAUAAGCACAGGCCUCUGGAAAUGUCAGCCAAGGUCCGGGUGCCAUUUUUGCGUCAAGUUGUCCCCAUCACUAAGAAGGUAGCCCGGGACCCCCGCUUUGAUGAUCUGUCAGGGGAAUACAGUCCUGAGGUGUUUGACAAAACGUAUGAAUUCCUGAAUGACAUCCGAGCCAAAGAGAAAGAGCUGGUGAAAAAGCAGUUGAAGAAGCACCAUUCGGGGCAGGAGCAUGAGAAACUGCACCAGCUGCUUCAGAGGAUGGAGCAGCAAGAAAUGGCACAGCAGGAACGCAGGCGGCAACAGGAGCUGCGCCUGGCCCUGAAGCAGGAGCAGAGGGCUCGGGCCCAGCAGGGCCAUCGGCCAUACUUCCUGAAGAAAUCUGAGCAGCGCCAGUUGGUCCUAGCUGAGAAGUUCAAGGAGCUAAAACGCAGCAAGAAGCUAGAGAGCUUUUUGAGUCGAAAGAGGCGCCGAAAUGCAGGCAAGGACCGGAGACAUCUCCCCUUGAGCAAAGAGUAAGGAACUGUCCUGAGCUCUGCCAUUGCUCCAGUGAGAAAUGGAUCUGUGGGGACAGACCUGGGCUUGGCCUGUUCUGGUUCUUUUCCAUUCAAGGGCAAGGAUCAUAGCUGCCCUUGAGCUAGAUUGGCUCAAAGACGACUGGAGGGCUCUUGGACUGCCCCAGCAUUGGAGAAGAGCAGCUCAACCUUGUGCUAUGCCACACUUCCUCCGCUUGGGUCUGGUUCAUCAUGUCCUCAUGGCCUCCCAUCCUUGCUUUAGACCAGUGAUUGUGGUAUAGAAGAGAAAGGGCCAGUGAGUGGUCUUAAGGCUGGUGAAGGCCUUGAAGUCCGUGCAUGGCUCCUCGGGCUGGGACUUUAUGUAAGAGCCAAUUCAUAAACAUUCCUGUCAUUCUUUUUUUUCUGCUUUUUUGGUGGGCUUUGUGAGUGGCCUAGAACUACUGUUUCAGUGGGGCCACUUGUGGGGGCUGGCAGCAAACAUAAGGCUCCCACAAAGAAGGAAGUCAGAUCAGAGACUCCUCCUACUUAAACCUCAAAGAAGACACAGUCAUUGAAAGAGUGAACCACUCCCACAACUCACCUACUUAGCUUUGGUUUUUGAU